Haemonchus placei is the source of this 1803-nucleotide messenger RNA. NCBI's taxonomy places the organism in Eukaryota, Metazoa, Nematoda, Chromadorea, Rhabditida, Trichostrongylidae. The record is from the annotation of a GenBank genome assembly.
AUGAUGCUGAGGACUAGACAGUGUGUGAAGAUGUUUGAGGAGAAAGUCAUCGUCGGUGUGGCUUCGGCCUGCUCCAUUCUUGCGAUCGUCGCCUGCUUGAUCGUCGUACCAUCGCUAUACAACACCAUCAACGAAGUACAUGAUGAGGUCCUCGAUGGAGUCUCUGUGUUCCGUGUUGAAACUGAUUCUGCCUGGACUGAGAUGAUGGACAUCCAAAUAACCGUCACCCCACCAUCAAAGCCUCGCACAAAUCCCUUCAACUCAAUCUUCCGUCAGAAGAGACAGGACUUCUCCGGACUGCCAGCCUGGUGCCAAUGCGAGCCCGUCAAGCCAACUUGCCCACCUGGACCUCCUGGACCACCUGGAGAGCCUGGACAGCCCGGAACACCCGGACCUCCAGGACCUCCUGGUGAGGAUGUCACCUCUACCUAUGCACCAAUCACCUGCCCACCAAUGGAUACCUCUUGCAUCAAGUGCCCAGCUGGACCAGCUGGACCACCCGGACCCGAUGGACCAGCCGGAAAUCCCGGACCCGACGGUCAACCCGGAGCACCCGGAUCGCCUGGCAAAGACGGACAACCCGGACCAGCCGGCCCUGCUGGAGAUGCUGGUGCUCCAGGAGCCCCAGGAAAGGAUGGAGAGCCCGGAGCUCCCGGACAAGACGGUACUCACGGACGUGGUCAACCUGGACCACCUGGACCAGCUGGAGCCCCAGGAGCCCCUGGAAACCCAGGACGUGACGGUCAGCCAGGACAGGCCGGUGCUCCCGGUCCACAAGGACCCGCUGGAGAAGCUGGAGCCCCUGGAGCUCCAGGAAACGAUGGACAGCCUGGUGCACCUGGAGGACCCGGUCUUCCAGGAAGCGAUGCCGCUUACUGCCCAUGCCCACCUCGCUCAGCUGUGUUCAUGUUUGAGGAGAAGGUCAUCGUCGGUGUGGCUUCAGCCUGUUCCACUCUUGCGAUCGUCGCCUGCUUGAUCGUCGUACCAUCACUCUACAACACCAUCAACGAGGUACAUGAUGAGGUCCUUGAAGGUGUCGCCGUAUUCCGUGUCGAAACUGAUUCCGCCUGGACUGAGAUGAUGGACGUUCAAGUCACCGUCACCCCACCAUCAAAGCCCCGCACAAACCCCUUCAACUCAAUCUUCCGUCAGAAGAGACAGGACUUCUCUGGACUGCCAGCCUGGUGCCAGUGUGAGCCCGUCAAGCCAACUUGCCCACCUGGACCUCCAGGACCACCUGGACAGCCUGGACAGCCCGGAACACCUGGACCUCCAGGACCUCCCGGUGAGGACGUCACCUCUACCUAUGCACCAAUCACUUGCCCACCACUGGAUACAUCCUGCAUCAAGUGCCCAGCUGGACCAGCUGGACCACCCGGACCCGAUGGACCAUCCGGAAAUCCCGGACCCGACGGUCAACCCGGAGCACCAGGAGCACCUGGCCAAAAUGGACAGCCUGGACCAGCUGGACCACCCGGAGAUGCUGGAGCCCCCGGAGCCCCAGGAAGCGAUGGACAGCCCGGAGCUCCUGGACAAGAUGGUACUCAAGGACGUGGACAGCCCGGAGCACCUGGACCAGCUGGAGCCCCAGGAGCCCCCGGAAACCCAGGACGUGACGGUCAGCCAGGACAGCCUGGUGCCCCUGGACAACAAGGACCCCCUGGUCAAGCUGGAAUGCCCGGAGCCCCAGGAAACGAUGGACGCCCUGGUGCCCCCGGAGGACCCGGACUUCCAGGAAGCGAUGCCGCUUACUGCCCAUGCCCACCUCGCUCAGCUGUAUUCGUGUCUCGAUUCACUCACUAA